Molecule: messenger RNA, 363 nt
Organism: Ixodes scapularis (black-legged tick)
Lineage: Eukaryota; Metazoa; Arthropoda; Arachnida; Ixodida; Ixodidae
Exons: 5
Coding region: 1-363 (120 amino acids)
Source: RefSeq, a predicted model, not a curated record
AUGAGAGUAGAGGGCUGUUCAUGCGAUACUAAAGCAGACGCAUCAACCGCUGACAAAGAUACGAAGAAAAACAAUGUGCAACUUCGAUUCCCUAAUUAUAUUCCUAACCACCAAAAACUUGCCUUGGAACUUUUGAAAAUUUGCAAGGAUAGCAAAUCUCGUAACUCCCUUAAUUCCCGUUCAUCCGAUGAUAACUCUGUGAUAAACGACAAAUACGUGGACUUCAAGAACUGUACAUUUCCUUGCAAACAUGGAAAGGAUGUUAACGUGACAUUGAAUUUGCCAGAAGACACGCCUUGUGGACCGAACGGACAGACAUGCGCUGAAAAGAAUAAAUGCGUUGGCCACAUUCCCGGAUGUUAG